AUAUAUCACGGUCAAGCGAUCACCAUUCAAUUCGAGCUUCAUCCUGCCCUACAAGUUGCGCGAAGGGAAAGACCAGCUUGUGAGGCUUCUACUGUUCAGGUCGAAUGCCAUCUAUACUGGCCGCAAGAUGAGCUGUACGAGUUAUGCAAGAAGCUCAACAUGUCAUUUACGGCUUACGCACCACUUGGGUCUCCAGGAAGGAAGGCAAAACACCCAGAAAUGCCAUGGCCAGACGGCGAUCCAUUAUCGGAUCCUGUUGUAAAGGAAAUUGCCCAAAAGCACAAUAAAACGCCAGCACAAAUUCUGUUACGAUAUCUUAUUCAACUUGGUAGGAUUGCCAUCCCCAAGAGUGUGAACCCAGAGCAUAUAAAGGAAAACAUAAACAUAUUCGAUUUUACACUUACCGAAGAGGAGAUGAAUAAGCUCAAAGAAGUAAAAACGAGAACUCGCUUAUUCAUCUGGUCCUUCUCGUUUGAACAUCCAUUCUACCCCUUUGCUGACGUGGACCAGUCUAAAUACCCAAAAAAACCUAAGCUCUAAGA
Molecule: messenger RNA, 542 nt
Organism: Cylicostephanus goldi
Lineage: Eukaryota; Metazoa; Nematoda; Chromadorea; Rhabditida; Strongylidae
Source: the annotation of a GenBank genome assembly